AUGGGUGUCCAGCCCAAUCAGGGCACAUACGAUGACCCUCCGCCUGGCUCCAGCGACCGCAAGCGCAAGCGCAGACACACUGCUGCCCCCUUCCCCACCAACGUGUCUCCUGCUGCGCUUUUACGAGAUGAGGACGACGAUGAAGCUUCGGAUAGAGUUGUGAGAAAUGCCAAGAAGCCAAAGAAGCCAAAGAAAGCCAGCAUUGCUGCCCCUGCCGCUGAGAAGCGACUUCGAAGAUUUCGUCCCUCCGCCCCAUCAUCGUUCCACGCAGUCUACGAGCGCGCCACUUCCCAGAGAUUCUUCCUGCUCUCGAGAACUCGCUGCGGCACACCCGACUGCCCCGAAGAGCUGUUCGAGCUGACUGGAUCCACGGGCAAUGUCUACCGUGUCCAUAUUCAGAAACAGCCCACCUGCAGCUGCCCCCAUGCGAGCGCCGGGAACCAGUGUAAACACAUAGUCUGGGCCUUGAAGUCUGUCCUCCGGGCACCCUACGCCCUCGUCUUCCAGCUCGCUCUCCUCAGCACCGAACUCCGCGACAUUUUCGCGAAUGCGCCCGCGCCCGCCGACGAAUCUGGCGCCGGCCCAGACAAGGACAAAAACCGCAAACCUGUAGACGGUGACUGUCCCAUUUGUUUCGAGGAGAUGCAAAGUGGAGAUGGAAAGGAGCCACUGGUCUGGUGCAGGGCCGCAUGUGGCCAGAACAUCCAUCGACAGUGCUUCGAGAUGUGGGCGGCCACUAAGAAAACGGGUAACGGUACUGGUACAAGUGGGGUACCUUGCCCAUACUGCCGGUCCGCUUGGGAAACCGAUAACGACAUGAAACUCAAGAACAUCAUCACGUCCGGAGCACCCAAUGCUGAUGGCUACGUCAACGUUGCCGACCAACUCGGCAUCAGCACCGAGAGAGACUGCAGUACAUACUCGACAUGGUGGACGGGACACUCAGGCUAUCGUGGCCGUCGGUGA
Molecule: messenger RNA, 966 nt
Organism: Diaporthe amygdali
Lineage: Eukaryota; Fungi; Ascomycota; Sordariomycetes; Diaporthales; Diaporthaceae
Product: SWIM zinc finger protein
Exons: 3
Coding region: 1-966 (321 amino acids)
Molecular function (GO): zinc ion binding; ubiquitin protein ligase activity
Source: RefSeq, a predicted model, not a curated record